Messenger RNA from Cutaneotrichosporon oleaginosum, 1559 nucleotides. RefSeq lists its product as uncharacterized. Gene Ontology annotation, biological process: attachment of GPI anchor to protein. NCBI's taxonomy places the organism in Eukaryota, Fungi, Basidiomycota, Tremellomycetes, Trichosporonales, Trichosporonaceae. The record is from RefSeq and is a predicted model, not a curated record. Gene Ontology annotation, cellular component: membrane; GPI-anchor transamidase complex.
UCAUCCUCGACCACCAUGACCGAGCCAAUAACACCGACGCCAGAACAGGCCAAGCUCGCGCGCAAGCUGGGCCGGCAGCAGCGUGCGAUCGCCAUUUUCUGGCGCCAUCUCACGGCGAUCCGGCUGACCCUCCUUGCCCUCGGCCUCCUCUGGAUAGCGGCUAUUCCCCACCCCCUCCUGUGGAAGAAGACGUUUAUCGACGAACACGCGCUCAUGCCCUCCGGCGCUCGCCCGUUGUGGGGAUGGGACGACGUGGCCGCCGCCGACCACUACCUGGAAGGCGUGGAACAUCUGGCCAGCCGCAACGCGAGCUGGGCUGCGCGUGCCGACUUCUUCGAGGAGCAGUUCAAGCGGAGUGGCGUUGAAACUGGCCGGAGUGAGGAUAGCGUGUACGCGCUCGUCACGCCGCCCCGCAGCGAGGGGACUGAGGCGAUCCUCGUGUCCGCAAACUGGUUGAGUCGCGACGGCGUGCCCAACGUCCGCGGCAUAAGCUUACUGUUGGCCCUCGCCCCAUUCUUCAAAGCCCACGGCCACUACGCGUUUGACAUCUACCUCGUUGUCGGGGACGGCUACAUCGAGGGCUUGAACGACUUCAUCUCGUCGUACACCGGCCGUGCCAACAUCUGGACAGCAUUCAAUAUCGACUACCCAUACCACAGCUACUCCACAAUCGGGCUGUAUUACGAGGGCGUCAACGGCCGUCUUCCGAACCAGGACAUCGUCAAUGUCGCGGCCCACGUCUCCCGCUGGCUCGGCGGCACCGAGGCUGCACCACACGCGCGCGACCCUCGCGCUCCCCACACGUACGCAACCGGCCUCGCCACCCUCGUCGAUCACUUCAAGUUUGCCGCGCUCGGCCGGCCGAGUGCUGCGCACGGCGUCCUGGCCAAACACCGCAUUGACGCUGUCACGAUCUACGCCGUCCCCGCCGAGGGCCCGCACGGCUUCUACUCGCUCGGCAAGAUCGUAGAGGGCACCGUCCGCUCAGCCAAUAAUCUGCUUGAGCGCCUGCACGCUUCCUUUUUCUUCUACCUCCUCCCCGGACCAGAGCGCUUCCUCCCUGUCGGGCACUACCUCCCUGCGGCAGUCCUCCUCGGCGCCUCGCUGACCCUCGGCGGCUUCGACUGCCCCGCCCCACUAGAGGGCGCGACAUGGCUCCUCGUCCCACUCGCGUUUGGCGCCAUCGGAUGGCUUCUCGGAUCGCCGCUCGUCGCGGCUCUCGCCCCCAUGCUGCCCAAGCCGAAGGGGGAUGCUCGGCGCAGCCUCGCGGCCCUCGCGCACCUCGGGUACGGCGCGCUCGUGCCCACCCUCGCCAUGGUCAAUUUUCCACAAGCACUCCUCCUCGCCGGCCUCGCCAUCACAUUCCUGGCACCUCUGCCUCGAGCGGGCAAGUUCGCGAUCGCGGGGCUCAACCCCGCGCUCCUGGCCGCGGCUGGCGUCGACCUCCGCGCCGAGUGGGAGACUUGGGGCAAUGUCGCCUGGCCUGCCGUCUUUGCAGUGUGGAUGCCACUCGCAGGUAUCUCGGCCAUGAUCUAGAGUUAUUGGAUGCAGUCGUGACG